AUGAUUCAAUAUGCGUCCAAGCAUAUUAAUGAAGUAGAUAAAUUUCUAUUAAUCGUUUCUGGUGAUAUUCUCUCACUAUUACUUGAUGAUCCAAUUUAUAAUUAUCCACAAGUUAAAACAAUUUAUGUAUAUUAUAGUAAUGAUCAUGAUCUGGAACGAGAUAAAAAUGCCUAUCAAAUCAAAUAUGCAAAACUUCGGUUUUUUCAUGAAAACGUAAAAACACAAAUAAUAGGAAAAUUAAUGGUUGAUUAUGCUAUAAAUUCACCAAGAUCGAUUGAACAUGAAACAUUAGAUAGUGCUGUAUCAUCGAUAGAACAACGUAUUAGUACUAAACUGUCAAAUAUUGUCAGUUGUCAUUCACCAAAAUCAAAUCGGCUUUCUAACACAACGACACAUAAUUAUUCUAUCAGAACUAUGGAAGAAAUUUCAUCCCAUUCUAUAUGUUCAAAGUGUAAAUUAGUAUUUCGUGAGUCUUAUCAGUUCAAUUGUGGACAUCGUACUUGUGAAUCAUGUACUAGUUUUAUAAAUAAUCAAAGAGUCUGUUUAACAUGUUUUGAAGUCUCAUCCUGGCAAAACAUUCAAUCUGAUCGUGGUUUUUCUCGAGACAUACAACAGAAAUUAAUAUCUUGCUCCAUGUGUACUUGGGUUGGAUCUUCCGAAAUCUAUCAACAACAUAUCGAUCAACAGCAUUACAACAGUGAAUCUAAGGCUGUCUUGGUCGAUGCCUAUACUCAACUGUAUGAACAAAACAAUCUUGACCAAACUGUAGAUACGAGUGGAACACAACAAGAUACCAUGUCCAAUGUUUUUUCUUCUUCAUGUAGUAUAUUUUUACCACAUCAUAGUAGUAUGACUAAUAAUCAACAACAAAUUCAUAGUAUAAUUCGUCAUAAUCACAUAUUAUUUCAAACUCUUGCUCAAAGUCUCAGUAUUAAUUAUGAUUUUAUAGCUCAAGAACGUAGAUCAAUACAACGAAUUUUAGAUGAUGCAUUAUCUACUUCUUAUUGUGGUGAAUAUAUCUGGAAAAUAACCGACAUUCAACAGAAAAUAGGUAUUUAUUAA
Messenger RNA from Rotaria sp. Silwood1, 1062 nucleotides. The record is from the annotation of a GenBank genome assembly. NCBI's taxonomy places the organism in Eukaryota, Metazoa, Rotifera, Eurotatoria, Philodinida, Philodinidae.